This is a messenger RNA of Physcomitrium patens, 2287 nucleotides long. Its product is annotated as coatomer subunit delta-1. Gene Ontology annotation, cellular component: COPI vesicle coat. NCBI's taxonomy places the organism in Eukaryota, Viridiplantae, Streptophyta, Bryopsida, Funariales, Funariaceae. The record is from RefSeq and is a predicted model, not a curated record. Gene Ontology annotation, biological process: Golgi localization; retrograde vesicle-mediated transport, Golgi to endoplasmic reticulum; endoplasmic reticulum to Golgi vesicle-mediated transport.
CCGCGCUGGCACUCAUGUGGCAGUGUCCAGUUUCAAGUGAGGUGAAGUGCGAAGUAUUGUUGCCCCCCACGGACUCUCUCGCGCCCAUCGCCACGCCUGGAGCUGCGUUUCUGCCAGAUCCCGUUUGCUUGCUCCCCGAAUCUAAGCAGCGACUCUUGCUGCCUUUGUCAUCGCCGUCGCGCGGUGUUUUUUGAGCCGUUUGUGAGGACUUUUGGCGCAGUUGCGCGACUGCGCCUUCGGGGAAGGGUCGCUGCGGAGAUAUGCGGGAUCGUAGAUUGUAAGUGGAUCAGGGAACACCAUCGUCAAUUGGAAGAGUUUCGGAGGCUUCCGCACGAAUUUUGAGGUUGUGUGAAGCCCAGCUACAAUGGUGGUGCUGGCAGCUUCUAUCAUCAGCAAGUCCGGGAAAGCUCUGGUUUCUCGGCAGUAUGUGGACAUGUCCAGGAUACGAAUUGAGGGAUUACUUGCGACAUUCCCGAAGCUUGUUGGUAUCGGGAAGCAACACACAUAUGUCGAGACAGACAAUGUCCGUUAUGUCUAUCAACCAAUGGAGUCCUUGUACCUCCUUCUGGUGACCAACAAGCAGAGCAACAUUUUAGAAGAUCGAGAUACCUUACAACUGCUCUCCAAGCUCGUGCCUGAGUAUGUACCAUCUCUCGACGAGGAGGGCAUCUGCAAGAUGGCUUUCGAGAUAAUAUUUGCUUUUGAUGAAGUUAUUUCUCUAGGUCAUAAAGAGAAUGUCACUAUUGCACAAGUCAAGCAGUAUGUGGAGAUGGAGAGUCAUGAAGAAAGACUGCACAAGCGCAUCAUGGAGAGCAAAAUUAACGAGACAAAAGACUUAAUGAAGCGCAAAGCGAAUGAGAUUGAGAAAAGCAAGAUUGAGAAAGGAAGAGGGGACAAAGGAAACUUUGUUCCUUCCAUGCCUUCAAUGGGAUCCAGCAGGAUUGAUAACGGCUUCGGCGACCCUUCAAUUGAUGGUGGCAUGAGAACCAACUCUUCUGGAUUUGGACCAGGUGUUGAUGCUGAUGUCUUCAAAUCUAAAGCCCGUGUCACCUCCACCUCAGCUCCUUCCAAGGGAGGCAUGCAGUUAGGCAAGUCCACCAAGACAAAUCAGUUCCUGGAAUCUUUGAAGGCCGAGGGUGAGGUCAUUGUUGAAGAUGUUGCCCCUGGACCCGUUAGAUCAGCAGCGGCUAUCGCACCCAUCUAUUCUGAUCCCAUUAUGGUGGGUGUGGAGGAGAAGCUUGUGGUCGUUCUGAAGAAGGACGGCGGUCUCGAGAAUUUGGAAGUACAGGGUAACAUGUCUCUGGUCGUUCAGAAAGAAGAAGAUGCUUACAUUCGGGUUCAGGUUGAAUCAAGCGCGAACAAGUUGUUCAACUUCAAGACACAUCCAAAUAUCGAUAAAAACCUGUAUUCAGACAGUAACAUUCUGGGUCUGAAGGACCCAAGUAGGCCGUUUCCAACUGGCAAUCCACUUGGUAUCUUGAGGUGGCGCAUGCAAAGCAAGCAAGAGUCACUUGUUCCUCUAAGCAUCAAUUGUUGGCCAUCGGUGUCUGGUGGGGAAUCUUACGUUAACAUUGAAUACGAGGCCUCUAGAUCAUUUGAUCUCCAGAAUGUUGUCAUUCAUAUCCCAUUGCCUGCAAUUCGUGAUGUUCCAACUGUGAAUCAAGCGGAUGGUGAAUGGCGAUACGAUUCCAGGAAUUCAUUAUUAGAGUGGACCAUCACGUUGAUUGACAACACCAACAGAAGUGGAUCUAUGGAGUUUGUGGUGCCUGCAGCAGAUCCAAAUUCGUUCUUUCCAAUAGACGUCAAGUUUUCAUCAAACAAAACUUUCUGCGAUUUAAAGGUUGGAUCUGUAGUCCAAACUCAGAAUGGCAAUGCGGUCAAAUUCGGAAGACGGACGCAAUUGUUGGUGGAUAGUUAUCAAGUUGUAUAAAGUUCACGAAUACAUAGAAUGGGUACUGACUUAUCUGCAGUGAACUCUCGAAGAAAGGUAGGCGAUUUUUCUGUUUUCUCUUAAUGAUUUAGAUAGGUGCGGUAGAUUAUGGAGAGCGUCGGUGGAAUACUGGUUUACUUCCUUGAUGUUGUAGUGGAGAGCGAUUGGAUCGUGUGUCUCGGCGCCAUCAACUACUUAGCUCUGGAGGUUACCUUGCAUUUGCUCGAGCUACAGAGAUGAUAGAUUGUAUAACUGAUUUUUUUGGUUAUGAUGUAAAAGUUCGGAAGAUAGAGAGCAUUUGUAUGAUUGAAUCGGGUAGGUGAAUCAUGGCUGGUAAAGUCGUCGAGUAUUUAUCUC